This is a messenger RNA of Malaya genurostris, 15135 nucleotides long. RefSeq names its product neuropeptide CCHamide-1 receptor-like. Gene Ontology annotation, biological process: G protein-coupled receptor signaling pathway. Gene Ontology annotation, cellular component: membrane. NCBI's taxonomy places the organism in Eukaryota, Metazoa, Arthropoda, Insecta, Diptera, Culicidae. The record is from RefSeq and is a predicted model, not a curated record. The coding region runs from base 1245 to 2636 and encodes 463 amino acids. The transcript is spliced from 9 exons. Gene Ontology annotation, molecular function: G protein-coupled peptide receptor activity.
UAGCGUCCACCAACAUCGCCAGUAGCGUCUGUGCUAGGUGCUAGGAAUUACGUUGGGUAAGUUUAGCAUUGAACCCACUAGCUUUCAUCAGUUGCUUCUGCGAGUUCAAACGAGAUGAACGCGUCUAGCAAAUCGUUGAGUGGUGGUGUGAACAAAUAGCAGUGUUGAUAGUUCGUGCGGUGCCCUGUGGGUGAUUUGAAUGCAAUUGAUGGAUAGGGACGUGAAUAAAAUAUUUUAUUGGCACAGUCAAUGCAGCGCGCGUCUGGAGAUAUUCAAGUGAAUUGAAUUCGAGCUGCGAAGGUGUCCGAUGUUAUCGUAUUAGUGCUAAUUGAGAAAAUCAACAAAUUGAAGCCGACGCCGGAAAGAAAGUACAAGUGAUACAUGAUGAUUGCUUUCAGUUGGGAGCUACGAUAGAAAUGAAACAGUAAUAUCGGAAUCGGUUAUGGAAUUACACCAAAGCUGGAUGCGGGUUGCCGAAAAAAUAAACACUUUUUCUGUAUGCACAAUGUGAUAUGAGUAUAAAUUUUCCUGUUCUAAAGUGUUUACGUUGUGUCCCGGCGGUAGUGUGGGAAAUAGAUCAAAACACGAAACGAAAAAAGCGAUGAAGAGCACCCAGAAUCUAAUUAUUGAUGCGAAUGUUUACGGUUAUGAUUUUCUGUGAUCAGUGGUAAACCAAAAAAAAAUGAUCCAUCACUGACUUGUGGGUCUUGUGAAUCGAAAAAUCAGUGAGCAUUGGAAGCUGCUGCCGUGCAUCACCUUGGUUGGAUCGAAGUUUUAGGUAAUAAAAUCGUCAGAAAUAAUAAAAAAAAACAUUUUUCAAUGGAAACAAAUCUGCAAUAAAUAUUGUGAUCGGAAGAAAAAUAUUCGUUUGUGAAUUUUAAGAAUUGAACUGCGUGUGCGGUAAACGAUCAUCGCUGGCUGAGAAAAUAUCAUCAGCGUUGUAGAUUGAGUCUAAAAUAGCUUGUCUUGAGUAUGGAAAAGGAAUGCUGAAAAAAUGUUUCAAUUCAGAACUGGCUAAAAUCGUCCAAAUAAGUGUUACUUUUUAAUGAAAUUAACGAAGCUUAGCGAGUGGAUGAGGACGUGUUGGGCGAUGAAAUAUUGAAAUAUUUUUGAGAUAACCAACUGAACAUACUAGAGAAGGUUUCAGAUUCUAACGUGAGCCGAGCGUUAGAAUCACUUUAAGUGUGCAGUAAUAGAGAUAAAUUUUGGCAUCGCACCCAAGUCAACUCGGAGCCAAAUUAGUGAUGUUCGACCCUGGGGGUAACAAACAACUCAGCGUCGGUUCAUCCUUGCUCCCUGCUACCAUCAAUGCAAGUUUAAAUAACGCCAGUGGACAGGUUUAUGGAAACAUAAUAUUCCAGGAGUCAACUGGUAGCAGUAGCAUCGAUCCACUCACCCUGUUAGAGACGCUAUUCACGAACUACACGAAUCAACUAGCAAAUGUGUCGUCUACGACGGAGAUCCCCUACACCCCGUACGAGCGGCGACCAGAAACAUACAUUGUUCCGAUACUGUUUGCUAUCAUCUUCGUUGUCGGUGUCCUAGGCAAUGGGACGCUUAUAAUCGUUUUCUUGCGACAUCGUGCCAUGAGGAACGUGCCAAACACCUAUAUAUUAUCCUUGGCGUUGGCCGACCUGCUGCUCAUCGUGACAACAGUUCCAUUCACGUCAAUUGUCUACACGCUGGAUUCGUGGCCCUGGGGUAGCUUGCUCUGCACCUCGUCUGAGUUCAUCAAAGAUGUUUCAAUCGGGGUGUCAGUAUUCACACUGACCGCCCUAUCCGGGGACCGGUUCUUCGCCAUAGUUGAUCCUCUGCGGAAAUUUCACGCUCAUGGUGGUGGACGAAAAGCGACGCGGAUGACUAUCAUUAUUGCAGUCUUCAUAUGGGUACUGGCCAUUCUGUUUGCAACUCCUGCUAUCGUCGGAACACAUAUCAGGAUUGAGAAAGUGAACAAGGACGUAACAAUCGAGUUUUGCUACCCAUUUCCGGGCGAGUGGGGACCGGAAUAUGCCCGCGGUAUUGUGCUCUGCAAAUUCCUGGCCUACUAUGCGAUUCCGUUGUGUAUUAUUGCACUGUUCUACGCGCUGAUAGCACGUCAUCUAAUCCACAGUGCGAAACAUGUGCCUGGUGAGACGCAAGGAACGGUACGUCAGGUAAAAGCGAGACGAAAAGUUGCCAUCACCGUGUGGGCGUUUGUUGUAAUAUUCGGGAUCUGCUUUCUACCAUCGCAUCUCUUCAUGUUGUGGUUUUAUUACAAUCCCAACUCCCAGGAAGAAUAUAAUCAGUUUUGGCAUGUGCUGCGGAUCGUGGGGUUUUGCCUGUCAUUCGCCAACAGCUGUGCUAAUCCUGUAGCAUUGUAUUGCGUGAGUGGUGCCUUCCGGAAGCACUUUAACAGAUACUUACUGUGCGAAGGAUCGUCAAGCGCCCGCAGGCGUCGUGGUGAUAAUCUCGGCCACCGAGAUACUUCGCUAACGAGCACCAUGUCCAGACGAUAUCCCAGCAAGCGAUUCGGAACGCAGUCGAUGCGGAUAAACAUCCAAGAAACAACUAUAAUCAUGCUCCCGAACGGAACCAACGGUAAUGGAAACUAUCUCACCACAAAUCUUCCGGAAAGGAAUGAGAGUUACCCAUCAUAAUGCAAUACCAGUUUUAUCGACAAAAUGGUUUAGAAUCUCCUAGGCAGUGACCAACGAAAUUUAUGAAGUUUUCUACGAACUGUUGGCUAUCACUUCCUAUCUGUUAGCAUGUCAAAGCGAUGUGCUUGAAAUUUUCGUCUACAACCGUGAUGUCGUCACUCUACAAAAUUAUCCAACUGCACCUUGUUAGAAACGAUUUAAAUUAUGGAGGGUAUCAGGUUCCUUUGUGGCGGCAAAAUCUUCUUUGUUAUGAAGCAAAUUGGUCCUCUAUGUAAACGAAUUCUCCUACGCAUUCAUGCACUCGUGGCGUAGGUGGCUCGAGUUUUUGACGCUACCAAGAAGUCAGAAAAAAGGUAACCAACCCAAAUGAGAUCUAUAUCAUGAACAACCUAAUUGUAAAGCUUGGAAUGGCACAAAACCAGUGCACAGGAAAAACUCUAGGAGAUAACGAAAAAUAAUUGGAUCUAAUUAUGCUUUUUCUUCUGGUUAUCGUACCUCUUGGCAGAACGCAAGCCUCCAAUUUCGCUACGAAUGCCGCAGAAUUUAUGAGAUAAAGUGUGCCAAAAGCAUAUUACUGUACAGGGUAAAGUUGACUUGAAUAAGUUUUGCUAGAAUAUGAACGUCGAAAAAUUUGGAGUGUUUAUGCUAUGGGAACAGAAGGAAUAGCCUAUUUAAAGUCUAUAGAACAAUCAUCCCCCAACGGGCGUUAAUUAUUCAAGCUUUAUUCGAUUAAUUGCGUCAAAGUUAGUAUCAAUAUCAUUGCGUGGACUCGUGGCAGCUCAAUAACAAAAUUGAUAUGAAAACCACGAACAAAAUGUAGACAGUUUCUGUCAGAUUUUUUUUCGGAGCUGUACAAUGCUUGAAAAUCUAUCAUUCAAUUAAGAUAGGAGAUUCUAAAAAUAGAUAUGACCACCCACAAUGAAUAUUCAAAUUGGUAUCCCUGAUCAUAAUUUUCCAACCAAGCCGAUACAUAUAAAAACCGAUGCAUCGGGUAAAUCGGACAAAAAAUUUAAGGCAAAAAAUUUAUCGAAUGUAUUCAUCAGUUUUUGCAGGCGUAAUAAUGUUUAAAGUCAUGUUCCGAAAGUUUUCUAAACUAUAUUGAAUGGAAAAAUUUAACCAUCCAAAUUUGUAGAAUUUUGUACGUAGAAUUGAAACGAAUUAAACACGGUAUUGAAAAUCUAUGAGCUCCUAAAAUUGCGCGCCUAAAUCAUUCCGUUCUUGAUUACGGAACACGCUAUUUCGAAAUAGCAUUUCAUACAUCAUUCACCAAGUUUAGAUUACCCCUUCCAAGUAAUGGACGGUUAUUUUUAUUUUCUUUGAUUUUUUUACAUAAAGAGAUAAUGAUUGCAAAUGUUUAAUUAAUGUUAAUUAAAACGUCAAUUAUCAGUAUCGCUGGUGAUAGCUAGUGAGCUUUAUUUCAAUCAGAGAUCGUAACAAUGAGGUAAUAAUUAAUGUACGUGGGUAAUUCCGCUGUUGUCAAAUCCAUAAGAAUAUAAAAAUGGUCCCAAACCUACUAACAUGGGCAUCACUAGGGGAUUGGGGGCAAAGCGGAGAACAUUUUGGUUUAAUGAUUGAUUUUACAUUUUGAAUGAGGUAUUUAUUGCGUAUAACACUUUGCGCUAUCUUUAGCGACAAAUAAUCCGACUGAAAACUAUUUUCAUCUGGAAUAUUCGUAAGUAAUUUAAUUUAUUUAAGUAAUUGUUCACAACGACUUAAACAAAACUUCUUUUUGUCCCAUGUUUUUUUACAAAAAAAGUUCCAUUUUGUUUUUCAAAAAGAGUUAAUUACAAAGAAGACAAUGAAAGUUAAAUUCGAUUUUGGGCUUCAAAAUGGUAUCGGUAGGAUGGACCAGAAUUUGCAUCCACUCGGGAAAAUUAAAAUUACACGUCGUAAAGCGCUAUGCAAUACCCCGCUUUACCCCGAAAAAAAUAUUUUUUUUCCGAAUCGUAGGAAACACGAUAAUACUCGGAAAUGAAGCACUUAGUACAUUAUAGAAACUUAAAAGAGAGCAAGAAUACUAAGAAUUUUUUUUUUCAAUCUGAAUUGAGAUGACUUACGUGCGAUUGGAUAUCUCGAAUAAUCAAAACGACACACCGAAACAAAACGUGUUUCAAAACGAAAUUCAAUGUUUUUGAGUGGAAGUCACCAUAAUUCUGGAAAAAGCAUGCAUAUUAGGCAACCUACCAACAUGGCUUUAAUCCUGUUCCGCUUUGCUCUUCAUUCCCCUAUAUGCUAUGUUUCCUGGAGUAUGCCCUUCAUAAUCGCCCAGAAUUUUUUAAUUGAGUGAAGUUAUGGUGAGUUGAACGACUAUUUGCGACACAAAAACAGCAUCGUUGGCAUCGUACCAUUUCCGGUCUGAUAGUUCUAUGCAUAGGGCACUGGUCUUACAAGUCAGUUGUAAUAUGUUCGAGCCCCGACCUAGAAGGGUUCUUAGUGCCUGUAGGAUCGUACUGCUAGCCAUGUAAUAAUCCUGAACGCUAAGAAUCGACUGCGAAUUCUGUUGAAACAGAAAGGUCAAACUCCACAAAAUGUAAAGCCAGGAUUUGGCUUUGGCCUCGUACCACUCCAUCACCGGUUUCGCCUAAUGGCACGAAGCCAGAUCCGGCUCAAACAGAGUGUCACCAUUGUGGGACCGGAGAAACGGUAGCGGGCCGUUGACUGCGCCGGUCGCUAUAUACGGCUUGCUGAAUUUGCCGCUCCCAUAGAUCGUCAGCCACAUCAAGUACUUCUUGGCAAAUUUAUAGACCUUAUUCUUAAGAAACCUCCCCGAAACAUCCAGGCAGUACUUUCCGACGAAAAACUCCAGGUCGGGGAUCUGUUUCGCGCCCGCUUUAAUGUACGCCUAAUCGUCCGUCAAGAUGCUUUUCCUCUACAUCAACCACUCGCGGUACAUUUUUACCUUUUUUUAUAAAUAUAAAAAAUAGGUAUAGAAUUCGCUCAAACUUUAGAAAAUUUUUCCGAGGCCCGGUGGGCCGAAUGUCAUAUACCAAUCGAUUCAGCUCGACGAACUGAGCAAAUGUCCGUGUGUAUGUAUGUGUGUGUGUCUGUAUGUGUGUUGUCAACUAAGAGGUCAAGAUCUCAGAGAUGGCUGGACCGAUUUUGAUCAAACUAGUCGCAAAUGAAAGGUCUCCCCGUCACCCAGAACGCUAUUGAAUGGUUUGAGUUAUACGAAGUUUUAUGUCAAAAUUUUCAGUUUUUUGACAGUAUCUGUCACAAUUGACCUUGAAAACAGAAUAUAUUUUCAGACUUAGAUUCCGCACGGUAAUACCUAUCCAACAAGCCAUAGAUUGUUAAAAUCCGUCCAUUUUUAACGGAGAUAUCGAAAAUUUUGGGUAACCGACUUUUUUCCCUAUUCCAGCAGUAGAAUUUUUUAGCGCUGUCUGGCAAAGAAAUGCUUGGGAGCAACAUAAAACACGAUUUUUUAUACCGUUACAUACAUUUGUUUUUAAGUACGCAAAAGACUGUGUACAGCAUGAUAUUUUGCCUCGGACCGAUUUAAGCACGGUUCGUUUUUGGCAACAUAAUCGUUCGAAUAUGCCAUAUGUAAAGAAUUUUCGAGAUGAAAGCAAUUCUAUAUUUAUAUUAAUUUAAACUACUUACAGCAAUAAAUGCUGGAAAAACAUAACAACCAUAUACCAUUCGAUUCAGUUUGUCGAGAUCAGCAAAUGCGCGUGUGACAAAUAAUUUCACUCAAUUUUUUUCGGGGAUUGAUGUUUUCUCAAAAAAAAGCCAAACAAAUUUCAGAAACAAAAGUUCAAUUAAAAUAAAUCCAAUUUUAUCCAAUUUUGACUUCCGAUUCUGGAAUUGUAGGAUGAUGAAUUUUUAAAAUUCAAAGCGAUAUAGAAGAUGACAAUCCCGAAAAGCUUUAAAGUUGGACUCAAAAAUAUUGCAAUUUAUUCGUCAUAUGGCCAUACGAAUCGGUUUGAGUUAUGCUGGUUCCUGAAUACCGGCUCUGGAAGUACCUUAAAUUACCCUAAACUCUAAAGUGGAAAUUACUUCGACAUAUCAUGGAAUGUUUAAUCGAUAGUUACACUUUUAGAUUCAAAUUCGAUCCGAUUUGCAGUUUCGACAUUACAGAGUAAUGAGUGAUUAAAAUCUCAAAUUGCCACUUAAAACGACGGACAUUAGAAUAAUGUCAUGAAAGCUGAAACAACAAAGAAUAUUCAUGCAUGCGGAUUGAUAAAAAAGGUAUCAUCUCACUGCUAGGUGGAUUAAGCACGUUUUUUAAAUUAUGUUUAUCCGUUCGGUUGAGCACCUCCAUUGUCCGCUGGAUGAACCAGACGAAAGAAUUGACCCCGUAUUGAAUAUCUUCGUUUUUCUUCCACUGCCAGCUCAUCAGUGGGUCGGUCUUCUUAAGCGAUUUUACCACACGGAGCACGAUCGAGUCUUUGAUUACCAAAUACUUCGGGAUCUGGGUCUGGCUUGGAUUUUCAACAACCGUGCCCAUAAUUUUUUAUCGAAGCACUUCUUUCUUGGAAGUCAUCGCGAGAACCACUUGACAGAUUGUGAUUGGUACAUGUGCACAUCAUACUCUGAACUAAAUUCAUUCUAAACUUCAUAAGUUUCCACCCGUAAUAAAAGCGUAAUAUAAAGUUGUACCAAAAAGAAAAUGUUAUACUUUUAUUCGGGACAGUCAUAUCUCCGGAACCAAAAGUCACAGCUAUUUGAUCUUCGAACUUGAUCAAUGGCCCAACAGUAGCUUUCAAACGAGCCCAAGUUUGUUUAAAUCGGUUCAGCCAUCUCUGAGGAAAUUGAGCGCGUUCAAAAAUCUUCGAAAAGUGCACACACGUACACACACACAUUUUCCGAUCUCGUCGAACUGAGUCGAAUGGUAUAUAACACUAUGGGUCUCCGAGGCUCCGUUCGAAAGUCGGUUUUUCCAGUAAUUCUAAUACCUUCCAUAGAGAAAGGCAAAAAUUGUUUUGAUUUCUCAUAGCAUAUUAUCGCUGACAUCAGCAUUUCAGAUCUGGUGAUCAAUAAGUUUGGUAAAAUAAUUACUGUUCUUUUUAUUCAACCUUUAACAAGCCUUCAUUUUGUGUUGAGAUAUGUGUCAAACACGAAGCUAUAGCUACCCAAACGUGACCGAAGUACUCAUUACGUGAGUAUAUUAAUUUCUUAUAACGAGAUCUCUUGAAUUACUUACUUUAUAUUCAAUCACUAGUACCUAUACUGGUUACAAAUAUUGACUGAUACAACAAAAGGUUUGGUCAUAUUGGCCGCAUAAACACGAAAAAAACUAAAACUCCUGAAAAGGUAGUCCAAAUCUUGAUAUUAAAAGUGUCUCCUUUCACUUCAUCGACAACUAUCAAAUUAACUAGUUAAGUGAACAAGAAAGAAAUUCAAAACAUGGUCAAAUUUAGUAAAUCGAUUUUAUUAUGAUCAUUAGGAUUGCUUAUAUCUUUUAAUGUCUUUGAAGGCAAAAUUGUUCGAGUCACUUAUGCUAAUAAGUUAAAAAAUUCACAAUAUGUAUAAAUAAAAAAAAACAUACGGUAGUAUUGUGACUGAAUUUCGCCCAAUCGCAUCACUCCAUCAUUCGGCUAUAUAUUAUUUCUAGUAUCGGAACGGCAGUGAAAUUGGCAUCAAGUCAUCAAACUUUACAGAUUUCGAUCUGGAUGAAACUUUGUACACGAUAUCAGUGUGGCAAACAAUUCAUAUUGAACGGAUGUAUAGACUAAUUCGACUCAUGACUGAUUUUUAAAAAGUACGGAUAUAUUUUGCAAAUACCUUCUUCUAAUCGUUGUAACUCAAACACUGUGAAAUGUACACUUAUGAUGUUCAAUAAGAAGUUGUGAGUAUUGAAGUGACUACUCUAAAAAUAUAUACGCUAAAAAAACAGUUGAAUGCUAUUUAAAGUAUUGAAAAAUAAAUCAAAGAAAUAAAAUUGAAAAAUAUGCAUCUUUGUUUUUCGCUAAGUUUAUAUUUUGAACCUGUUAAUAAAAGUAACAUUCGACUUUAAUUUGAUGAGUGUUGCGCCGAGUAGUUAUUCAAUAACCUAUAACUUCAAAGACUGCAAAAUUCAACAAAAAUGUAAUCAAACGAAACCGGAAAAAAUACGCCGCUUUUGUUUGUUAAAGUAUUGAUUAAAAUUCCGAGCCAUUUUUCAAUUGUAAGUGCGCCUCAACUCAUACUUUAAAUUAGAGCAAUUCCAGGAAUGAGUAGACGAAAGAGUGACAAAAUCAGAAUCGACCUUCUCCGAUUUGAAUUAAACUUUGCACAUGGCUUCAGUAUGGCAAACCAUAAGUUUUGAACCGAUGGAGAGGUUAAUCCGACUCACGACUGAUUUUUAAAAAGGGCGUGUGUAUUUUUGCAUUUCACAAAAAUCGGAGUAAGGGAGCUAUCUCGGAUCACCACUCAAAAUCAAUUGCAUCCAGUGAAAAUGAAACUUCUGGCCUUUCACUGUCAGUGUAUUCCAAAUCAUUCAAAUGACUUUCGUGGUCAUAAUUAAAUGAGAUCCGCUGGACUCAUCGUCAAUUGAAUAACCAUACCUAGUCAUUUGAAGUUUCGCUUGCUCCGUUUCAAAAGCGAAUGAACCCACUUGUUUCUCUGACCCAGCCAUCGACAGUAAACAAGUUCGAAUGAAUAGGCAUGAACUCUCGAUGACAGAAAAUUAUUACGACCGGUACAAUCAAUAAAAUGUGACGGUUGAAUAAACGAAAUGUGCGAAUGAAUAAUUUUCGAAUUUUUGGUAUGCAUUGAGAUGUAUUCCAAAGUAUUAGAAAUGAAUAUUGGAAGAGAAAGCAAUAAAUUUAAGUACAUUCUGUGAUUGACCGUGGUUACCGUUCAUUUAUUAUCUUCAACCAACUGAACAUUCACCAGGAGCUCAUUUGAUAGGCCCGGGUUGGUGGUUCAAUGCAUAGGGCGCUGGUCUUACAAGCCAGUUGUCGUAUGUUCGAGCCCCGACCUAGAAGGAUUCUUAGUGUCAGUAGGAUCCAUAGUACUAGCCAUGCAAUGAUUCUGUACACUAAGAAUCGGCUGCGAAGUCUGUUGAAACAGAAAGGCCAAAUUCCACAAAAGGAAUGUAAUGCCAGGACUUUGCUUUUUCAUUUGAUAGGCGCUCUCUCAAUCAAUUGAAAGAUAUGUUUGUUAAUUCAAGGAAGAAACUGACGUUGGUUAAAUUGAGUUUCAAUUGACGGUGCAACGGAUGAAAAACUAAGUGUUGUCCAUUCAGUAUAUCAGUGAGCGGUGUAUGUAUUGAGUAUGAAGUAUAGUCCAAUCAACUGAUCGGCUGUGUAUAGUCGUCUGGACACGUGAAUCGCUUUGCUCUCAUCAACUUACCGACUCUGCAAAAAAGACGAGUGUUCUUCCAAUUCUAAUAGAAGUCAAUGGAGAAACAUAAACGUGUUUAACUGUUUGAGAUAUCGAGUACUCAAAAUUCUGCAUUUGUGGAACUAGAAUCCAUUCUAUCAUUUGUCUAGUCAUCUCAGGUAAAUCUAUUUUAGAAUUUUUGGCCGGUACUUGUCACUUGCACAGCCAGUCAUGUUUCCCUGUUAUUUGAAGCAAGCAAAACUAGAACCGCAUGUAGUUUUGUCGUAACAUUUUUUUUAGUAUUUUAUUAUUAUUAGUAUUUGUUUUUGAAUUUUUGAAGUGAAAUUCUGGACUAAUACGCCCAUCUAAAAGCCUUUAACAAGGUUUGACCAACAACCUUAAUAUAUAUAAUAGGGCUGAAAAGUCACCACUUGUGGCUGAACACCCAAUUUAAAUCUUAAUAAUUUAAUUUUAACUCAUAUAAAAAAAAGGGUUGAGCACCUGAAACAUAUUGAUGAUAAUUUCGAACAGAUGUACAGGAAGGUCCAAACACUGAUAGAUGGCGGUAUACUGUUUAAUUUACAGGGUGGUCUGGAAACCACGGGUCAAAACUUAACGAGAUAUUUUUCGUUUUUUUUUUCGAAGGAUCUUUCAUCAUAUUUCACAGAACCCAAAUUUAAAGAAAUUAUUCAACUUUUUAUUUUUAUUUUAUUUUAUUACUUUUAAUAAUACCUGAAUUUAAUAAUAACUGAAGAAAAAAAUAUUGCAAUAAACUCCAAUUGGUUCUAACGACUUUUGUUGUUGAUAUAUGAUAAAUAACAAUUCUGGUUUGAUUCGAUCAACUUUUUUUUAAACCAACAUUUGUUUGGAGCAUUAAAACCAACAUAAGUUUAAAUCAAGCACAUUUGGUUUGAAUCUGCGAUAUUUCGGUUUGAAACAACUAAUUGUUUUUGCUUUUCUCAUAUAGAAGUAAUAUUGACUAGAAAAAAUUGGCCCGGAGGGCCAUGUGUUUUAUAAAAUUCGAUUCAACUUGUCGAUCUAAGCCAGUAGUCGGUGCAUAUAUGUGUGUAUGUGUGUAUGUGUCAAAUAAUCUCACCAGGUUGUCAGGGAGAUGGCCGAUUUUCACGGAAUCACUUAAUUUCAUCCGAAUCCAACUUUCGAUUCCGGAAUGGUCUGAGGACAGAGGGUCGCGUGUUGAGUUUUAAAUCGACCACGUGGCUCGCUCAAUUCCCUUUGCGCAUCGUAUUUCUCCUGUACUCUCCGAGUUGCCAGCAUACAUUUUAUUAUUUUGAUGAGAAGUUUUAUCACAUAAAUCUAUAGUAUGGGUUGGACAUUACAUGGAUUCCAAAAAACAAUGAAAAAAUAUUCAACUUUCACAAAGAUUGAAUGAAACAAAAAAUGUGUUUAUAUGCAAUGAAACGUCUGUGUGUUUGGCCGCCUUGUCGAGCCAAUUUUAUUUCUCUCUCCCUUUUCAAAAUGCGAUCAGGAAACCACAGCAAUAAAUGGCGGAUGCGUUGAAACUGACUUUGUUUCACAGAAAAAUACAAGACUUUAUUUUUAUCGCGAUAACAUGUAUGUUUUUAUGUACAAAUCGCAUCUAAACUAAAUUAUCUAGACUUUGUCACGGUAGAUUUAUGAUACGAGCCUUCAAAGCCGAGAUAUUCGAUGAACAAGUAAAGGUAUGCAUUUCCGAGCGUUCUAAUUUUCAGCAGUUCUUCAGUCAGAAAAAAUACAACAUUACCGCUAAACUCAAUGAAUCAUUCUGAUAAUUUCACAGAAUAUUCUCAACUAAAUUUCGAAGACAUUGUCAGGUGGGUUUUUAUAUAUUCGGCACCGUUUCCAAGAAAAUUUAAUUUGAAACUGGACAAUAGCAAAAAAAAACUACCACUUUACGGUACUGUCCUCAGCCCUUAAAAGAUAAAGUGUGUGUUGGCGCUAGCCGGGACCCUACGUUGUGUUUAAUUAAAUCCUCACUAGGAUAUUUCAGCGAAGCGAUGGUAGCAAUUUGUCGGUCGACCUUACUUGCAUUCGCACUGCAGUAAACCGGUAGCGAACAGCAAUGCAACUAACGGGUUCUGCAAACAGCCACAGCGGUCACCAAAGCAGCCAAAGGACCAGAAGACGAACAGCCACAAACAAACAGCUGCACUGAUAAAACUCACAACUGGAUGAACCUUGGCGGACUCUUGCCAAUAAAAACUACACUAUUAUAACGUUUGAGUCACUUUAUUUACUGACUAUUGCUAGUGUAUUUCACUUCUGCUGUUCGAUACACUUCGGACUUUAUGACAGAUCAAAAACGGUCCGAUUCUAAUGCAGGUUUAUUUGAGACUGACUGGUCUGAUGAUUGUGAACAGAGCGAGAAGAUAAAAUGAAAAACUGAGUUGCCAGAAGGGCCUGAGAAACUGACAUAAUUAUAUGAACGGUAGCACCAACUAUCUGCAGAAGGCAGUGUUGGUAAACAGUGUCGCCAGUAAAACUAGUGCGACGCAACAGUGUGUUGAAAACUGUAACUGUACUCCAAUCGAAAAACCGAUUUCGUCUAUCCAGGCUCCCGGUUUUCUUUUAACGAUCAGAUAUAGUAGUCAUAUAUUCAAAAAUAUCAGCUGAUUUUCAUAGGUAAUCAGCUUUUUACAUGGAUGUAUCCCACCUUGACCACAAAUGAUGUAAGAUGGAAUUGUCUAACGUAGUUGCAUACCACUCACACGCCAUUCCGGAUACUGGGGAAAAAAUUCCGUCAUACUUCCCUUUCGAAGGAAAGAACUUCACCGUACUGCGACAUAUUUUUCCGAAGUUUCAGGCUUUGCUAAAUCGUAUUUUCCCAUUUCGUACACUCUAUUGUUCUCUUCACUGUAUUAUCUUUAUUCCUGUCGACUGUGUCGGAUGAAAUGCAAGCAUGAACUGACGAAUACCACAGUGUUACAUAUGAGAAUAUGAUUGAUAUGAGAAAGGCAUCAUUGCACUACUAAGUGGAUUUAUAUCUGAAUACAUUGUUAGAAUAUAAAUUUCGUAAAAAAAGUGUAGGAAAACUUUCCGACUCAAAAAAAAAUAUACUUCAAAUUAUUGCAUUAUUGACUCUAAGAUGGCUCCAUGGUGUGAAAUUCCAAGCGGAAAAGAGAGACUGUAGAAAAAGAUAAAGUAAAAGAGGCUAUUGCAGAUGUCAAAAAUUAAAGUAUUACAUUUUGAACAACAGCGAAGACAUUCAGUGUUUCGGGAAGCGCGUUACAUACUCUAUUAUUUUAGUAUUAUUACACUAGUUGAAAAUUGAAUUUUCCUAAACAUGAGCAUGAUUUCCCCUGUCUCGCAAACUUUGAAUUUUUAAUGUUAUAAUAUCUUGAGAAUUCCCAAAUUGGCCCAAAUUUUUAAUGUUAUAAUAUCUUGAGAAUUCCCAAAUUCCCAAAGAAUUUCCAAAUUCAAUGUAUAGGGCGCUUGUCUUACAAGCCAGUUGCCGUAUAUUCGACCGUUAAUAUUAUGUACCAUUCGACUCAGUUUGUGGUGAUCGGAAACGUACCGAAUCAAACUGAAAGAAUUUGUGACAGCAAUUAUUCUAAUGCAAAAAAUUAUGUUAGAAUGAAUCUGUUUGAAUGACAAAGGGAAGGCAAUAUAUCAACAUUAGGGGAAUUGAGAAGAGAUUUUUAUCAGCAUGUUUAGGGUGUUCAAUUGAUUUCCUGCAAUUUCUUCUUGGAUCAUUUUUGUACAAUUAACAGUUCUCAAGCAACAAAGAUUGGAAGAAAGUGCAUACAAAAAAUUCAUUCGUCUUCGAAUCGAAUCGGUCUUCGUGCGAAAUGAAUGAUUUGCCAAACUGAAGACGUGUACACAGUUUCACCCAAAACAAAAGUUAUUCGAUGUUGAUUUUUACACCUUUUUUUCGUUGUUUAUUCCUGGAUAUGCACACAAAUAUUUCUAUGCCUAGCAACAUGCUAAAGUUAUCAGUGCAAGAAACUUACAGUGUAUGUGCAGAUGUAUCUUAUCUUGUGAAAUAUCGACUAGAAUAAUUUUCUACACUUCGUUCAAACAUUGUUCGGUUAUCGUUGGACUAUUACACACAUCAUAUUAUUUAACUAUAACUACCGCAUAACUUUUAAAUAUUUUUGUAAUAUAAGCUCGAUCCGAAGGAAGAAUGGAAUUCUACGUUCUAGUUGAUGAACUUUAAAUUCAAGUUUCCAAGCAUUGGCGAAUAUCAAUUAUAUAGUAUGUAAUGCAGUGUAGUGAAAAAUUAUACUUGUUAUUGAAUAUGUAUCCACUGACACUUUGUUGGUUUUUCUCGAAUAUAUUUUCCUCAAAGUUUGAUUCAUUAAUUGUUACUAACUAUGACAUAACAAUUUUAUACCGAUUCAAAUAGUAAAGCCUUCUGACUUAUUUUAGACAAGCAAAAACACUGAAACGCAUCUCUACAAUCUAUCAAAGUGUUAAAGGUAAUAUUUAUUUACAUUCAACAUAGCGUAUAAGAAAAUUAUCAUAAUUCGUACUCAUCUUACAACAUACAUUUUUCUUUUUUGUGAAUUAUUACGAGUAAAUAAUAUUCUCCUUAAACUGUUUGUUCUAAAAGCCAAUUUUCAUAAAAAUGUUUAUCAUUUUAGUUUUAGUCAUAACUCAAAAUCUCUCAUCUUGAUUCGAAAAUGUACGUGGGGGUGAAUCGCAUAAAUUCAAUUGAUUGCUAUAAAUUUUUCUUUAAGACCACCCAGUUCCGGAGUUACGGGUUAUUAUAAUAAGUGAUCCUCUCAUAUUAAACUGUGCCAUGAUAGUAAAGUGAUUAAAAUUUUAUCGAUAAGUUAAUCAAAACAAACAAACAUGUUAGUCACUCUUGGAAAAUCACAAUUCCGCUAUUAGUUUCAUUGCUUCACAAACACAGUAUUGAAAAUAUUUAACACAUUUAAUUACUAGUGCCAUUCUGAGUAAAAAACAACGUAUCCAGAAAAUGUAUUACAAAAAAUAGUCUAUUACAGUAUUAAUGCAAUUUUUCUAAGAAUCUGAUCAAUUUCAUCGAUUAAUUGCGUCUAUAUGUUGGUUACGCAAAUGUGAUAAUUUUCAUCGGAGUUUAUUUUUGGCGUAUAGUGGUCCCUGUUAUUAAACUGUUAGAUAAUCCGUUGAAAUAAGAUCGCCUUUCAAAAGGAACACCUAUAUUAGAACAAUAUGAAAAUAUUUAUGCUAACUGAAGCGAUUUGAGAUAUGAUGUCGUGUUAAAUUGCUAUACAUUUACGAUAAAUGGUAAUAUCAAAGAUUUUCUACAGAACUGUUGUACUAUUAUGUUGAU